Messenger RNA from Thermothielavioides terrestris NRRL 8126, 7278 nucleotides. RefSeq lists its product as uncharacterized. Gene Ontology annotation, molecular function: dihydroorotase activity; amino acid binding; carbamoyl-phosphate synthase (glutamine-hydrolyzing) activity. Gene Ontology annotation, biological process: 'de novo' pyrimidine nucleobase biosynthetic process; UTP biosynthetic process; L-glutamine metabolic process. Lineage: Eukaryota; Fungi; Ascomycota; Sordariomycetes; Sordariales; Chaetomiaceae. The coding region runs from base 370 to 7098 and encodes 2242 amino acids. The record is from RefSeq and is a predicted model, not a curated record. The transcript has 4 exons. Gene Ontology annotation, cellular component: cytoplasm; cytosol.
UGUGGCGGGGCAACCUCCGAAGUCGAUACAAAUUUGGUGUCACGGCCAACUUACUCGCCACCCCCUUCGCUCUGCUUUUUUGUCUCUUUGUCCAUGCAGAAGAAGUGCUGGAGAGGCUGGAUCAUGACGGUUUAUGAGUGGUGAAGAUUGAUCUCGCUCUCUCUUCUGCUGGCAUCACCAAGCCGACCCGGAGCUCCACGCUCGCUCGUCACACCCCUUCCACGACCCCCGCCUCGCGCACUCGCAUCUCUCACGCGACGUGCAAUUGCUAAUUUGUGGCUGCAAACGAGAGCCACGCAGUUCUCAGCCGCAUUCUCCCUCCAUCUUUGCCGGCCCUCUUCUUCCUAAUUUCGUUCAAUUCCGGCCGCAAUGACUGUUGCGGCGGCUGCGCUCUACCGGCCGGCCACGGCGCGCGUCGCCCACGCCGAGUCCCAGGGGCUGGUCACCCUUGAGCUCGAGGACGGCUCGGCCUACCAGGGUUACAGCUUCGGCGCGCCCAAGAGCAUCGCUGGCGAGCUAGUCUUCCAGACCGGCAUGGUGGGGUACCCGGAGGCCAUCACCGACCCCUCAUAUCGCGGCCAGAUCCUCGUCAUCACCUUCCCGCUCGUCGGCAACUACGGCGUCCCGCCAAGGGACGCGCUCGAUGAGCUCCUCGGCGACCUGCCCGCCCACUUCGAGUCGUCGCAAAUCCACAUCGCCGGCCUCGUGACGGCCACCUACGCGGGCGAGGACUACUCACACUUCCUCGCCACUUCGUCCCUCGGAACAUGGCUGAAGGAGCAGGGCAUCCCAGCCAUGUAUGGCGUCGACACCCGCGCACUGACGAAGCGCAUCAGCGAGAAAGGCAGCAUGCUUGGCCGCAUGCUACUGGAGAAACAGGACCUGGUCGACGGUGUCAAUGGCGACGCUGAGGGUUUGGCGCUGCCUGGCAAGAUGGGCGACUGGAGGCCAUUCUUCGAGUCGAUCGACUGGGUCAACCCCAACGAGAAGAACCUUGUAGCAGAGGUUUCCAUCAAGGCGCCGAAGCUGUACCGGCCGCCCCAGGCCUCCGCCCUGAAGCACCCAUCGGGACGCCCGCUCCGCAUUCUAUGUCUCGACGUUGGUAUGAAAUACAACCAGCUGAGGUGCUUCCUCAAGCGCGGCGUCGAAGUCCUGGUCUGCCCCUGGGACUACGACUUCCGCGCCGAGACCUACGACGGCUUGUUCAUCUCCAACGGGCCCGGCGACCCGGCCAUCGUGGAGACGACGGUCAACCGUGUCGCCGCAGCCCUGUCGGAGAACCGGACGCCGAUCUUCGGCAUCUGCCUAGGCCACCAGCUGCUCGCUCGCGCCGCGGGAGCCCAGACCAUCAAGCUCAAAUUCGGUAACCGUGGCCACAACAUCCCGUGCACCAGCAUGGUGACGGGCAAGUGUCACAUCACUUCUCAGAACCACGGCUACGCCGUCGACGCCGCCACCCUGCCCACCGGGUGGCAGGAGCUGUUCGUCAACGCCAACGACGGCAGCAACGAGGGUAUCAUGCACGUCGAUCGGCCGCACUUCAGCGUCCAGUUCCACCCGGAGAGCACCCCCGGCCCGCGAGACACCGAGUUCCUCUUUGACGUCUUCAUCCAGACCGUCUUGGGGUGCGCUGCUGACAGCACCCUGCUGCAGAAAGCCGUCCAGUUCCCCGGCGGCACCGUCGAGGAGAACAACCGGCUGCACCCCCGCGUUUCCGUCAAGAAGGUCCUCGUUCUCGGCAGCGGUGGUCUCAGCAUUGGCCAGGCCGGCGAGUUCGACUACUCCGGCAGUCAGGCGAUCAAGGCGCUGAAGGAAGAGGGCAUCUACACCGUCCUCAUCAACCCCAACAUCGCCACCAUCCAGACCUCCAAGGGCCUCGCCGACAAGGUUUACUUCCUCCCCGUCAACGCCGAGUUCGUGCGCAAAGUCAUCGUCUACGAAAAGCCGGAUGCCAUCUACUGCACCUUUGGCGGCCAGACCGCCCUGCAGGUGGGCAUCCAGCUCAGGGACGAAUUUGAGAAACUCGGUGUCAAGGUCCUCGGCACGCCGAUCGACACCAUCAUCACCACCGAGGACCGCGAGCUCUUCGCUCGCAGCAUGGACUCGAUAGGCGAAAAGUGCGCUAAGUCGGCCUCGGCCUGCAACGUUGACGAGGCCCUGCGGGUCGUGAAGGACAUCGGCUUCCCCGUCAUCGUUCGUGCCGCGUAUGCCCUUGGUGGUCUCGGCAGCGGCUUCGCCAACAACGAAGCCGAGCUGCUAGAUCUGUGCAACAAGGCCUUUGCCGCCAGCCCCCAGGUUCUGAUCGAGCGCAGCAUGAAGGGCUGGAAAGAGAUCGAGUACGAGGUGGUCAGGGAUUGCCAGGACAACUGCAUCACCGUGUGCAACAUGGAGAAUUUCGAUCCCCUCGGCAUCCACACUGGCGAUUCGAUCGUCGUCGCCCCCUCCCAGACGCUCUCGGACGAGGACUACAACAUGCUCCGUACCACGGCCGUCAACGUCAUCCGCCACUUGGGCGUCGUCGGCGAGUGCAACAUCCAGUACGCCCUGAACCCCUUCUCGAAGGAGUACUGCAUCAUCGAGGUCAACGCCAGACUGUCCCGGUCCUCCGCCUUGGCCUCCAAGGCCACCGGCUACCCUCUCGCAUUCAUCGCUGCCAAGCUCGGUCUCGGAAUUCCCCUGAAGGAGAUCAAGAACUCCGUCACCAAGGUGACGUGCGCCUGCUUCGAGCCCUCGCUCGACUACGUCGUCGUCAAGAUGCCCCGCUGGGACCUGAAGAAGUUCACCCGCGUCUCCACCCAGCUUGGGUCUUCCAUGAAGAGCGUCGGCGAGGUUAUGAGCAUUGGCAGGACCUUCGAGGAGGCGAUUCAGAAGGCCAUCCGGGCCAUCGACUACCGCAACCUCGGCUUCAACGAGACACCGGCUCUAAUGUCAAUCGACGACGAGCUCCAGACCCCGUCGGACCAGCGCCUUUUUGCCAUUGCCAACGCCAUGGCCGCUGGCUAUUCGGUCGAGCGGAUCUGGGAUCUGACCAAAAUCGACAAGUGGUUCCUCGACCGGUUGAAGGGCCUGAACGAUUUCGCCGAGAAGAUGAAGGAGCUCAAGGCCGCCGGCGGCGCCCUGCGGCCUGGCAUGCUCCUCCACGCCAAGCAGCUCGGGUUCUGCGACCGCCAGAUCGCCAAGUUCUGGGGCUCUACCGAGCUCGCCGUGCGCGGCAUGCGUCUCGAAGCCGGCAUCACCCCCUUCGUGAAGCAGGUCGACACCGUCGCCGCCGAGUUCCCCGCUUACACCAACUACCUGUACCUCACCUACAACGCCAGUGAGCACGACGUCUCCUUCGACGACCACGGCGUCAUGGUGCUCGGCUCCGGCGUGUACCGCAUCGGCUCCUCCGUCGAGUUCGACUGGUGCUCCGUCCGGGCGAUCCGCACGCUUCGCGAGACCGGCCACAAGACCAUCAUGGUGAAUGUAAACCCCGAGACCGUGAGCACCGAUUACGACGAAGCCGACAAGCUCUACUUCGACAACCUCGACCUCGAGACGGUGCUGGACAUCUACGAGGCUGAGUCUUCUAGCGGAGUCCUGGGAGCCAUGGGCGGACAGACGCCCAACAACAUCGCUCUUCCGCUGCUGCGUGCUGGCGUUCGCGUUCUGGGCACUUCGCCCGAGAUGAUCGACACGGCCGAGAACCGGUACAAGUUCUCGCGCAUGUUGGAUCGGAUUGGCGUUGACCAGCCGACCUGGAAGGAGCUAACGAGCUUCGAGGACGCCAGGGCCUUCUGCCAGAAGGUCUCGUAUCCCGUGCUGGUGCGGCCGUCGUACGUGCUGUCGGGUGCCGCCAUGAACACGGUCUACUCGGAGGGCGACCUGCAGAGUUACCUGCAACAAGCCGCCGACGUGUCUCCCGAGCAUCCCGUCGUCAUUACCAAGUACAUCGAGAAUGCCAAGGAGAUUGAGAUGGACGCCGUGGCCAAGGACGGCAAGGUCGUGUGCCACUUCAUUUCGGAGCACGUCGAGAACGCCGGUGUCCACUCGGGUGAUGCCACGCUCAUCUUGCCACCGCAGGACUUGGAGCAGACGACCAUCCAGCGCAUCGAGGACGCGACCCGCAAGAUCGGCGACGCGCUUAACGUCACCGGUCCCUUCAACAUCCAGUUCAUCGCCAAGGACAACGACAUCAAGGUGAUCGAGUGCAAUGUGCGCGCCUCGCGAUCCUUCCCGUUCGUUUCCAAGGUCAUGGGUGUGGACCUGAUCGAGAUGGCUACCAAGGCGAUCAUGAACAUUCCUUUCGAGGAAUAUCCGAAGAUCGACCGCCCUACCAACGCCGUCGGCGUCAAAGUGCCCCAGUUCAGCUUCGCGCGUCUGUCUGGCGCCGACCCCGUACUCGGCGUCGAGAUGGCGUCGACGGGCGAGGUCGCUUCGUUCGGCGCCGACAAGUACGAGGCGUACCUCAAGGCUCUGCUGUCGACGGGCUUCAAGAUUCCCAAGAACAACAUCCUGCUCUCCAUCGGCUCCUACAAGGACAAGGAGGAGAUGCUGCCCUCGGUCAAGAAGCUGCAGGAGAUGGGCUACAAGCUCUUCGCGACGGCCGGAACCGCCGACUUCCUCGGCAGCCACGGCGUGCAGGUGCAGUACCUCGAGGUGCUCGGCAAGGAAGAGGAUGACCAGAAGUCCGAGUACUCGCUCACGCAGCACCUGGCCAAUAACAUGAUCGACCUGUAUAUCAACCUGCCCUCCAACAACAAGUACAGGCGCCCGGCCAACUACGUGAGCAAGGGUUACCGGACUCGCCGCAUGGCCGUCGAUUACCAGAUCCCUCUCGUCACCAACGUCAAGAACGCCAAGAUUCUGGUGGAAGCCCUUGCCAGGCACUUCGAGCUCGACGUCGGCUUGCGCGAUUACCAGACGAGCCACCGCGCGAUCCAGCUGCCAGGCUUGGUCAAUAUUGCCGCGUUCGUGCCCGGUCUCGUCUCCAGAGAUAGCGACGAUCUCGAGCGCGUGACCAAGGCUUCAGCCGCUAGCGGCUUCAGCAUGAUCCGCGUCAUGCCGGUUGCCAAGGACGGCUCCAUCUCGGAUGUGAAGUCGCUCAAGAUCGCCCAGCAGAACGGCAAGCGAGGCGCGUAUUGCGACUUCAACCUAUCCAUCACGGCCACCUCGGACAACGCCCACCAGAUCAGCCAUGCCGCCGGCGAGGUCGGAUCGCUGUUCAUCCCGUUCAAUCACCUCUCGGACAACAUCAGCAAGGUCGCUGCCGUGCAGGCGCACUUCGAGGCUUGGCCAACGCACAAGCCCAUCAUUACGGACGCGAGGACCACGGACCUGGCCUCGAUCCUCCUGCUUGCCAGCCUGCACAACCGCCGGAUCCACGUCACGGCGGUGACGAUCAAGGAGGACAUCAAACUCAUCGCACUGGGCAAGCAGAAGGGGAUGAAGGUUACCUGCGAUGUCUGCAUCUACUCGCUGUACCUGUCGCAGAAGGACUACCCCGGCUGCCAGUUCCUACCGACGGCCGAGGACCAGGCCGCCCUGUGGGAGCACCUGGAGACGAUCGAUGUCUUCUCCAUCGGCAGCCUGCCCUACCAGCUCGCCCACUUCCUGAAGCAGCCGACCGGUGUGGCCGUUGGCAUUGCCGAUGCCCUGCCGCUCCUCCUCACUUCGGUCGCCGACGGCAAGCUGACGAUUGAGGAUGUCAAGACCCGUCUGCACGACAACCCGAGGGAGAUCUUCGAGCUGCAUGACCAGGUCGGUGCGUACCUCGAGGCGGAGAUUGACCGCCCAUACACGCUGAAGGUCGCCGACGCUUGGUCGCCUUUUGCGGGCAAGGUCAUGAAGGCCGCGGUUCAGCGGGUAACCUUCCAGGACCAGGUCGUCUGCCUCGAUGGCUCCAUGCUCGCGGUUCCGCCCAGGGGCAACGACAUGUCCACGCACGGGGCAGCGCCUCCGACGGUUGCCAUGACGUCGCCGGCAGUCCGACCCAUCCACCACCCCAUGUCGCCGGUGGUGGAUGAGCGUCGCCAGAGCCUGGCCGGCGUUCGGUCGGUGUCUGGCAGGUCGAAGGCCGCUGAGAGCGCCGCAGCGGCCCUUGCCGCCGCGGCUCGGGUGCCUGUCGUGGAGGAUGUCACUCUUCCGUUGACCACGCAGCCAACCAUCUCACCGCUGCAGGAGAUGCUUUCUGCGCCGUCCUCCUUCAAGAAGUCUCACGUGCUGUCCGUCACGCAGUACACGCGUGCGGACCUGCACCUGCUCUUCAACAUUGCGCAGGAGAUGCGCCUCGGCGUCCAGAGGGAGGGUGUCCUCGACAUCCUCAAGGGCCGCGUGCUGUGCACCCUGUUCUACGAGCCGUCGACCAGGACUUCGGCCUCGUUUGAUGCGGCCAUGCAGCGCCUAGGCGGCAGGACCAUCGCCGUCACGACAUCGACCUCGUCCGUCCAGAAGGGCGAGACGCUCCAGGACACGCUGCGGACGCUCGCCUGCUACGGCGACGCGGUGGUGCUCCGCCACCCGGACGAGAAGUGCGUCGACAUCGCCAAGAAGUACAGCCCCGUCCCCGUCAUCAACGGCGGCAACGGCAGCAAGGAGCACCCGACGCAGGCCUUCCUCGACCUCUUCACGAUCCGCGAGGAGCUCGGAACGAUGCAGGGCCUGACCAUCACCUUCGUGGGCGACCUGCUGUACGGGCGGCCGGUGCACUCGCUCGUGGCGCUGCUGCGUCACUACCAGGUCAAGGUGCAGCUGGUGGCGCCGCAGGCGCUCGCGCUUCCCGCCUCGGUGCGCCAGCAGCUCGUCGACGCCGGCCAGCUCAUCGGCGAGUCGGAGACGCUGACGCCCGCCAUCCUCGGCCGCACCGACGUGCUGUACUGCACGCGCAUCCAGCGCGAGCGCUUCCCCUCCCUCGCCGCCUACGAGGCCGUCAAGCACGCGUACCGCGUCGACUACGGCACCCUCAAGCACGCCAAGAGCUCCAUGAUCGUGCUGCACCCGCUGCCGCGCAACGAGGAGGUCGCCGAGGAGGUCGAUUUUGACCAGCGCGCCGCCUAUUUCAGACAGAUGAGAUAUGGUCUCUACUGUCGCAUGGCUCUGCUUGCGCUGGUCAUGUCGUGAGAUAUUCAGUUUUGCAAACCGUUCUUGUGCUUGCCGAUUUUCCCAUGCUGUUGUCUGAUCUUUUUCUCAUAUAUACGGAACGGAAAAUAUGUGUGGCAUGGGUCAUCACCGAUGCUCGCUUUUUAGCUAGACUAAAGGAUUUGUAUCUGUCGUACUAGACCGUAACGGCUCGCGCCGCUG